Molecule: messenger RNA, 5771 nt
Organism: Osmia lignaria (orchard mason bee)
Lineage: Eukaryota; Metazoa; Arthropoda; Insecta; Hymenoptera; Megachilidae
Biological process (GO): protein import into nucleus; RNA export from nucleus
Cellular component (GO): nuclear pore
Molecular function (GO): structural constituent of nuclear pore
Source: RefSeq, a predicted model, not a curated record
GAGCGCACAUUCGAGAGAAACCUGGCGCCCUGGUGGCGGUCUUUGGGGCGGCCAUAUUUUCUCUCGUGAAUUUCAGUCACGAAGGUGGUGGUUCGUUAAUAAUUUUUGGGAUGCGCCGUUUGAAGACGUUCUCGCGUGUUUUAUACUCUUAAAUAAGUGAACAGUGCCAAUCAUGGCUAAGAGGAGUAAUAAUUUGACUGGAAGACGAUCAUCGUCGCAUAAUACGAAACCCUACGACGCAAACAAUUCUUUUGUAAAAAAGGUGGCAACAAAGGUAACUGAUCUUAUACCGCAAAAAUCAUGGAUCAGUAAAUGGUUUAACUCGUCUCAAAGCGAUGGAGAUGUAUUAAAUAAUUCUGAGAACCCUGAAGAGGUUGAGUCAGAAGAAGAUAUCCAGAAGCCUCCACCUUUGAAGCGACCGUGUAUUCGCAUGGAUGUUACUCAUCCACCUGGUACCUUUUCCAUUCAACCAAGGACUAAGUCUACGGUUAAUAAAGCCAGCCCAUCUAAAUGUUCGAUAAACGAUGAAAUGUCCGAAGACUUCUGUAAACCUGCAAUGGCUGGACCAAGCGGGAUGAGUCAUCUGGUAUCUUCUACACCUGCAACACAUACGGAUAUUAGAAGUAUAGCUCCGCAGAGGUCUCAGUUGAAUUCGCUAGUUACUACUACAAAUAAUGGGAUUACAAGCGGUAUGGAUGACAAUUCUGAAUCCAGUGAGAGUACCAGCGGUUGUAGCUCUCUUAUUCCACAAACAAAUAGACAAGAGGCUCCAUCAAAUGUCUCUUACAACUCCCCGUUUAACACUAGAAAAAGAUUUCACGAUGAGAAAUUAAGUUUCACUAAUCGUAUGCAGUCUCCAAGGUCAUUAUUUUUAGAUAACAGUUCUCGAGAUUCUUUAAGUAGUCGUAGACCAAGUUUUAAUGCAUCAAUCGUGACAAAUUCGUCGGACCAUUCGUCUCCCCUGUCGUCUCCUUUUUACAGUGGAAAUACCACUUUCGGUGGGGCAAAUGCAGCCGGUCUUUAUAAACGAGGCCGCUCUUUGUUUAAUAAUUCAAGUGAAAUUCAACUUAAAGUUCCUAAAAGAACAAGCGUUGAAGUGAAACCAUCUAACGCAACAGGGGUUGAUUCGUCUGGUAUGAGUCAAACUGCUAAAAAAAUAUUGGAAACACUAGAACACUUUUCGUCGCCGAUAACUGACGCUAAAAAGAUUCCAUUGAAAAUGAAUAAUACCUCGUUAAUAAAUAAAAAGAGGACAAGAGAAGAGACUAGUACACCAUCAUCAACUAGAGUUGGAUUACGUCAUCUAACCCGUGAAUUAACUGUACCAACUGUGCCAGAUAUAUUAAAAUUAAGGCAGCGUAAAAAAUUACAAGAUACUACAGCUGCAGCUAGAAAAAUUAUUUCCGCUCGAAGCGAACCACCGCCCAUGCAAGAAUAUCAUCUCAGAACUACAGCUGAUAAUGAAUCGAAGCAUCAUGGUAAACUGAAGGGUAAAGCAUCAAAUCUUGAUCAGGAAGAAACAGUUCAGCCAGUCAAUUUACCAAACAUACCUUUGCCAAUAUCUUCUUUACCAAGUUUCAACUUUAUACCGCCUACUAAUACAAAGAUAAUUCAUAAAACGAUUACAAGUAAAGAAGAAACUUUCACAUUUGCAAGUCCUAUAAAAAUAACAAACGUCACAAAAAAUUUGAAAUCUAUCAAUAACUUUACAUUUAGCAGCCCUAUCAGUGCUGAUAAACAAUCAGUUGAUAAAUCCAACGAUUCGACUAUGAUAAAAGGUGAUGUUAAAUCUAGUACAGUUCUUGGUGAGUUGGCAUCUAGUGUAACACAGAAUUUUAUAUGGUCCGGUUCGUCUACAGCUCCUAGACCAAAAGAGAAAGUGAAAAAUAGCGGCGGCGCUGUUCCUAUUGUUUCGAAUGAAUUAAAAUCUGGAAGCGUUAUGGGUAUCUUCGGUUCUAAGCCUAAUAAAUCUGAAUCUGAGAAAUCAAAUGAAACAAAGACAUCGUUAGAUUCAAAGAAAAAUUCAAUCGCUAAUGAAACAAAUGUUGCAAGUAAAGAUGAUGCAAAAAUUACAAAUUCAAACUCUGAUGCACAACAAGAAACUUCAACUUUGUGGGAAUGUUCCGAGUGUUUAUUUAAAAAUAACAGUACAGAAGUACACUGUUUUGCUUGUAAGGCUAAUAAAUUGAAUGUUAAAAAGAAGAAAACCGUUGAAUCAACAACAUCAAGUAUCAGUGAGACAAAAACUACAACGAACGAUCAUUUUGGAGCUGAGUUUAAACUUUCAAAUAAUCAGUGGGAAUGUACGUCGUGUUUUGUACGAAACAAAGAAAUUGAUACUAAAUGCGUUGCAUGUGGUACAACUAAACCAGGAACAAAACAGGAAGCUAAUGCAACAAAAUUAGUAAAAUCUGACCAUAAUGAUGUAAAGUCCUUGGAAAAAUCUUGGGAAUGUUCCAAAUGUAAAUUUAAAAAUUCUGAAAAUUUAAUUAAAUGUUCCUCUUGCAAUGUACAAAAAGAUGCAAAUAUUACUAAUAAUACGGGUACAGUUGCAAACAAAAAUGCUGGUACGGAAUUGUUUGGUAAUUCAAGUCUGACCAAAAAUGAUACUACGAGCAGCUUUAAGCCAAACAAAGAUACCUGGGAAUGUCCUUGUUGCAUGGUUAGAAAUGCUACGUCUGUUGAUUCUUGUCCGUGUUGCAAUACAAGUAAGCCUUGCACUGGAAUUCCAGCCAAAACUGUUCCACUAUUACUUGUAAACGGAUUUGGAGAUAAAUUUAAAAAGCCUGAAGGUGCAUGGAACUGUGAUACUUGUAUGUUACAGAACGAGGCAAAAGUUACAGAAUGCGUAGCUUGUGGUGGAUCGAAACCGGGUAUAAAGAAAUUUGAUAAUUCACAACCGAAUACUACUUGCAGUUUACUGUUUAAUUUUAGUAUGCCUUCAAAUGCUGGUGGUUUUAAAUUUGGUAUAGAUAAAGCUGAUCAAGAAAAGACUGACCAUGUUGCGCCUACUAAUGGUUUUAAAUUUGGUGGUAACCAACAGAAUAAUCAAGUUGGUCAAUUUACAUUUGGCAUUCAAAAGGAAGAGAAGAAAGUUACUAAUGAAACAUUGAAAAUUGAAAACAGUGCCUCGUCGACUUCGGGAAGCGGAUUUGGAUUUCAAAUUAAUACAAGUAAUAAUGACAAGACUGAUGCAAAACAGAAUUCAGAACAAUCUGAAAAAAGGCCAGCACCAUCGUUUUCGUUUGAUGUUGGAAAAAGUGAAAGUGGAUCAACAGCGAGUGAUAAACAAUCAUUGAAUGUUACAACUUCUACAACACUUCCAUCGACGUUUACAUUUGGUGUAGCUAAACCUAAAAUUAAAAAAGAAUCAGAUUCAAAAGAAGAGAAACAGAGUGCUUUAGGUGAAAAUACCGUCGUAACAGAGGUUUCGAAAUCAAACAUAGAAACUACACAAUCCCCUGUUGUUAUUAGCACCACCGCAUUACCUUCGAUAAGUCAAACUAGUGCAAAAGAAGUUAAACCAACCAAUUCCUUUUCAUUUGGAGUACCAAGUAGCACUGUUACAGUUAAUAGCAGUUCCUCUACAAAUGUAGUAUCAAGUCUUCCAUCUUCUACUCAAUCAUCUUUUACGUUUCUCGAAACAAAACCAACUGUGCAAACAACAUCGGCACCAACCUUUGGUCAAAUAUCAACACCAGCUUCUACUUUACCUAGUACAUUUACAUUUGGAGAAAAUAAAACAACAGAGAGUUCGUCGGUAGCCAAAACUUUUAAUGCAUUGACACCUGUUACUUCUGGAAAUUCAUUGUUCUCAAGUAUUUCCAGUGCUCCAUCAUUGUUUAGCACUAACAGUACAAAGAACGUAUCAACGUUUGGUACAGAAGAAAAUAAGCAAUCUGCAUUUGGUAUGGGUACAAAUAAACUAUCUACCUUUGCUGUACCAGAAAAUAAAGUACCAACGUUUGGUAGUACUGAAAAUAAACCUUCAAUUUUUGGAUCAACCGAUUCAAAAAUGCCUGUGUUUGGAAGUACAGAUAAAACGGCUUCUCCGUUUAAUCCAACACCUCAAGCGUCAACUGGAACCCCUUUUGGUGUGCAAUCAGGAACACCAAAUCUUUUUGGAUCAUCUGUUACUCCUGUUUUCAGUAACCAAACACCUUCAACGUUUACUACCGAAUCUACACCCAAUAUAUUUGGAUCUUCCUCGAAGCCGGGUCAAAGUAAUUCGUCAACUUCAAAUUUAUUUACAUUUGGUGGUACUGCUAAUCAACCAGCAGCCCAACAAGGAACUGGAUUCAAUUUCUCUACAAAUACUAAUCCUGCUGAAUCGACUCAGAAACCGUUAUUUACAUUUGGUAGUACUGCAACUGUCCCACAAAGUGGCGGUAAUUUAUUUGGAAAUACAUUCAAUAAUGCUGCAUCAACAAGUAGUUCGGGAUUUACAUUCAAUGCACCUAAACCGGAAACGCCAGCAUUUGGCCAACCAACCACUGCAACUCCAAUUUUUGGCACACCACAGGCUGGUGUUCAAAAUCAACCAUCGUCAUCAUUUGCAUCUACCGCUGCAAACACUGGAUUCAAUUUUGGAUCUACAACAGCCCCUGCUUCUUCAGGAGGUUUCAACUUCGGUGGAAUGGCACCUGCUUCUGCACCAUCUACAGGAUUUAAUUUUAAUCCUCCUAAUAACACACCAACGUUUGAUCCCAAUACCCCACCAUCAUAUAACUUUACUGGCGGAAAUGCGCCUGCAACAUUCAGUGGUACACCUACUUUGACGCAACGGAAAAUCAAGAAGGCUUUUAGAAGAAUACGGUAGAGGAAAAAGUAACGUAUCAUCCUAGUUGCACAUGUACCCGGAUGUACUUUUAUUUUUGUUUUAUGAAGCCGUGUAUGUGAAUAUAUCUUUUAUGCUAAAAGUUACAGUAUGAUAAACAGUGAAAAUAUCAUAUACCGAUCGAUCACAUUAACGUGGUGGUAUACCAAGCAUUUUAUGUAAUAUACUAAUUUGCCAAUGGGGUAUGCUUGCGUACAACCACUUGUGUUCUACAGGAUCUGUAAAUUAUAAAUUAUUUAAAUUAUAUAAUAAUAACGAAUGACACAUUAAUAUUGGCAUGAAGCCACUUUUGCAAAUAAGACAGAUCAUAAUGCCAUUUGCAUUACUAAUACCUUAUGCCCAAACAAGACAUUAUAUACGUUUACUGAUAUGACAAGUUAAUUUCAUGAAAUGAGAGUACCUCGAUGAAAAAGAAGCACUUAAUGAAGCACUAUAGAAGUGCAAAUUAUUGAGGAUGACAAGUGGGAAUAUAUCCCUCAGGUAAGUAUAAGUCAUUCACAACUCGUGACAAUGUUUUUGUAAUUGAAGAAAAGAUGUACUAUCAAGAUACAAGGAUUAAAAGUUAUUAUUUUUUUGUAAAGAACAAGAUGACACAGGAAAUUGAAAUAAUAUUACAUUGUGGACCGUAUAUAAAUUCUGUUAUUGUUACCUGGCUAGUUAUUUUUAAUAAGUUUAGAAUACACGAUUUUACAGAGCGAGGUACAGAAAUUUGAUGGAGCUUAAUGAGAAGUGAAUGACGAUAUAAUUGAUAAAAUUGUUUUAUUCAUUUUUUCUAUAAACUUCGCCACGAGUAUUGUGAAUUGACUGAAUAUCAGUGAAAUCCCACUGCGUAUAGACAUUAAUUAUAUUUUAAUUAGCAUUUUAUGGACCGUUCUACAAUCUUUGUAGUACUAGUCCAAAGAAAAUGUAUCAUAAAAAAAAAAAAAAUGGCAUU